This is a messenger RNA of Tripterygium wilfordii, 447 nucleotides long. RefSeq lists its product as uncharacterized. The coding region runs from base 1 to 447 and encodes 148 amino acids. The record is from RefSeq and is a predicted model, not a curated record. NCBI's taxonomy places the organism in Eukaryota, Viridiplantae, Streptophyta, Magnoliopsida, Celastrales, Celastraceae. The transcript has a single exon.
AUGGCACAAGAAGAACCUCAAUCAACAAAAUCUCAAAACUCCAACACCAUUGCCAACAAGAAUCUGAGUGUGGACCCAACGCAUCCAUAUUAUGUUCACCAUUCAGACCACCUUGGUCUUAUGCUCGUACCCACAAGGCUGGACGGCACCAACUAUCCAUCAUGGAGUAAAUCUAUGAUUCAUGCACUCACAGCAAAGAAUAAGAUUGGCUUCAUCAACGGAACUAUCAAACCUCCCUCAGCAACAGAGCAACCAACCGAUUAUAAUCUAUGGAACCAGUGCAAUAGCAUGAUAUUAUCAUGGUUUGCACUUUCAGUUGAUCCUCACCUUUCAAAAUCCGUGGUUUGUGCCAAGACCUUCAACAAGUGUGGGAAGAUUACAAAGAACAGUUUUCUCAAAAGAAUGCAACAACAAUAUAUCAAAUACAAAAGUCCAUCGCUUGGCUGA